GAAACUUUGCUUCGUUCGACUAAAUUCAUAUUGAACAGCAUUGAUGUGUCAAACUGCUGCCGGUUGCACAUUCAUAUUGAUCUGAGCAUUUGAAAAGGGUUCAAUAAUGGGCAGAAAAAGAAUAGGGGCACAUGCCAUUCGUGGCAAUAGGCCGAAACCGCGGAAAGUUGAAGAUGGCAAGCAAAAGGAGGAGAAAGCAUACUUUGCAAUCAAGUUGGCCGCCGCUAGUAUUGUUCGACCGGAAUAUCGUGAUCGUGUUCUGCCAUGGAUCACAAAAACCAGCAUAAAAUGCACCGAAAUAUCUGAAUUGGCGUCGCUUUUAUUCCUCAACAAAGUCAGAGUUGCCACUGAAGAGGCCAUCAUCACCGGCAAUUGGGAAUAUUUCGACGAUGGCGAUGGAAUGUACAUCAUCGAAAAUUGCUUCUAUGCUGUGUUGCGGCGCUACAAGGAAGACGAUUUCAUUAUGGAUCCAUGGUUCCGGCAUUGCUUUGAGAAUGUGGACACAGAGAAUCGCUCCGCAUGGCCAAACAAUGAUUACUUCGGCAACUUGAUGAAAUAUUUAAUCCAAAAAUAUGGCCGUAAUGUGAAGACGAAUUUGGAUACACAUGCACAGAAACGAUUGCGAUAUUUCUUGAGAUUGAAGGCAUUCAGACAGAACUACACUAACCGAACGAAUGGCCUACCGAAUACAUACGAUGAACGAGAUGUGGCAAAUGCAGUAUCAUGGGCAAUGAAACGAUAUGACGCAACAAGAGGUGAUGCGGAUCGCUUGGCCAAACGAGAUCGAUUACUGCUUUAUGUUCGAGACAUUCGCGGACCGACUGACGAUGAUAUCGCCAAAUUCACCAAAGACGAAGAUACAUGGUUUGCAUCAUUGCCAAUGUGGUUGAUCAUGCAAUCAGAAAUCGAAACGCACCUCAACUGGGUUGAACAGCACCACGACAACAUCGUGCAAGUCAUUGCGUUGCCAAACAUCAAGAAUUUGGUGGUCAUCCCAAUCUGUCAUCACACGCGAAAGGCAGUGAGAAUAGACGCUGAUGUUUUGUAUCGUAUGAUGUGCGAAACCGGUACCAUUCCGCGUGAUGAAUAUGGUCGGCAACAUACAGUGGGCCACGUCACGUCAAAAUCAAAUCAAGCGUAUUAUUUCAAUAUGAUUUUUAACAUGGAGAAAAUCAAUCGAGUGUUGAAAGCAAACAAAAAAUUCGAACAUAUUCUCAGCGAUGGUGUAUCGGCAUCGAUUCUGUACACAGUGAAGAAAACCGUAGUCGACAAGUUAGUGGAAGAUGGUUUGGUGCGUAAACGGUACUCUGAUGGUUUCUAUGUCUAUGAAUUGGGCAUUGAUUGGGGCAUGAAGACGUGGAAUGCAACCGUUAGGCGACGGAUUAAUAAUGACAAAGAGCGAAUUCAUAAUGGCAAAGAGAUGAACUUCACAAUCAACAGCAAGAAGUAUCAUUAUGGGACCGGAGAAGGAGUGCGUAAAGAAAAGAGAGAGCGAUGGACUCGUGCCUUUGGGCAGUUCGAAGAGAGUGAUCGAAACAACCGAGCGCGAUAUGACCGAAUGCCACCACCAAAAGGAAGCAAUUGGCGUGACUACAUACGGCAUCGAUUCACCAUCAUGAAGAAAGCCAUUGCAGUGUACACAACCGAAAAGUACACACGUUUAAGUUUUGAUCAUUACAUCGAGUCCAAUCGGGUCAGUGACAAGGUGGCCGCAAUGCUGACAAAUCGCAAACGAUGCAUCAUUAACAUUGGAGCUUCCCAACCACCUGCAAAUUCACCAAUACAGAUCAAGAAACACGUUCGAUGCCCGGGCGUGCGGAAAUUGGUGAAGAGUUUCAAGAAAAUGGAAGGCAAUGUCAUACGAUUUGUGAACGAAGCCAGAUCAUCACGAUUGUGUGCCAGAUGUUUCGAACCGUUUCCAUUAAGUACAUUGAACGAUCGUGUCAAGGUGUGUGAAUGGUGCAUACCCGAUCAAGAUGAUUGGCCUGAUGGAAUGAAGCUACCAGAGAAAAUUGUAGCGGCAAAGAGCAAGCGGAAGUUACGAUCAGAGCGACGAGCGAUGCGGAAAACAGCAGUGCAGAAUCCAAAUCAACCCCGUGGUUUUGUGUCUAAGGUGAUUUGCUACCGUAAAAACUGGCAACAAAACGCGGCCAACGGUAUGGAUGACAAUGUUGAAGAGCGCAGAGGUGUAAUCAUUCACGACGCUGAACUCGAUAUCAUCGAGUACACAGAUGAAUAUGUGCCCGAAGACCCUGUUGACGACUCUCCAGUACUGAAGACAGUUUGGCAACGUGACAUUUCGGCUGCAAAAUUGAUCUUGUACAGAGGGCAUUGCGAACUCUUUGGACAUCGGCUGCAUGAUGCGUUCACACGUCAACACCUCGUGUAUCCAACUCGAUUCCGAGUCAACUUCAACAUUCAUUAAUAUCAAUGGAGCCGCAAUUUAUGAUUUAUUUUUCAAGAGAAUUUAUGUAACAGUAUGUUAUUUGUAGUUGGUUGAGGUCUUAGUCUCCCAGACAUCAUCGAUACCAGAUAUCGAUGGCUAUCUAUAUUCUAUAGUCUAUAUAGAUGUAGGUAGAGUACAGGAUAAUUCCUGUAGGUGAGUAUCACUAUUUAUUAGCAUAUUGAAUAUUGAUUCAUAAUCGUUUUUAUAUCAUCCUAAUUGAUUUGUUUUUACUGUUCUUUUUCUACUUCCAUUGUGACGUUAAAAAUGACUGAAACUACACCCAAAUGCGGGCCCAAAUUCAACCGUUUACAUACGCUUGGUAAUGGAUGUAUUUGCGAGAACAAUUGGCAGUAACGAGAUGCAAUUUGUUGAGGUGGACGAAAAAGGCUUUUGAAGGAUUUUUUCAUGAGAUUUCAGUGAUCAGCAAAUGUUAGAAGUUGAUCCUGGCCUACGUUUGGGUGGUGUACGAUGCAUAGAGCUGCCAGUUGAAGCGAACUGUUCAUGUUCGUUCGAGUUUUUUUUUGAACUUGAACGAACAUGAACACGAAUUCCUUAGAAUGUUUGAACAUUCGAGUUCAGUUCAACUGGCAGUUCUAACGAUGUACCGUGAUGGCAAUGAAGAAAUCAUUUGAUUGAAAAAUUUCAAAUAUUAUCGUUUAUCGUCAAUAUCAUAUGUACCACAUUCUUCGCUAUUUAAAAGCAAAAUUCGAAGCAUAAAUGUAUAUAAUCGCUAUCCAGGAUUUGUUACGGUGCAUUGUACCAGAAGAGCACUUGACAAAUUGACAGAAUUGAUCAAUGGCAGAAAAUCAUUUGUUUUCGUCGAACAUGUGUUCUUGCCUGGAAGAUCUCCAGUCGAAGGCUAUGGUUCCGAUGUACGUGAAGACGCAAAAUCUCAGCGAUAUCAACAACAACCAAACAUAAUGUUCUCAGCAAGAUCAAGUGAGAAAUUCUCGCGUGCCAUAGGUGUUCCGUCGACAACCGAUAAAGUGUAGUGCUUGUAAGUUCUGUGUGAUUUGAAUGUAAUCAUUUAGGAUUUUUUUGCUGCAAAAUCACUAAGUAUCAAUAUAAAAUCCUUUCUCUUUUACAGUGUAAAGGUGUAUUUAACUAGAAUGUUUAUUCUAUGAAAAAUGUCACAAUAAAAUGUGCGCAUUUGAGUUCCUUCAAUUGUAACAACACGCUUAUUGGUUACAGUUGUUAACACUAAACAUAAAAAAAAACAAAA
Messenger RNA from Sitodiplosis mosellana (orange wheat blossom midge), 3668 nucleotides. RefSeq lists its product as uncharacterized. Bases 107 to 2425 code for a protein of 772 amino acids. The record is from RefSeq and is a predicted model, not a curated record. Lineage: Eukaryota; Metazoa; Arthropoda; Insecta; Diptera; Cecidomyiidae. The transcript has 5 exons.